AUGGAUACUGUCGAAGCUCAUGAUUCGCUACCAAAACCUAAAAGAGCAAGGCUUGAGGAUGAUAAUGAUUUGAUCAACCACACUUUGGUUGAAAAUGACGUCGGAAUUUCGGAAUAUAUGUAUCCCAAAAAUGCUGGAUGGGAAGAUUUUCUUGUUCGAGAAGUGAAUCUAUCCGGGGAGGUUUGUAGAUUAUCAUCAAUUGUGCCAAAUGAACCUGCUAAUGACACUUCACAGUCAACACCAACUUCUGGUUCUAGUUAUAUUAUCCCCAUAGAAAUUGACGAGGUUCUAAAAGAAAUCGAUCGCGAAACAAUGCUUGAGGCUUCUUUUCCAGCCUCUGCGGAUAAAGAGGAAAGAGAGGCAUUUCAUAAAGCAAUUCGGUUGAAUUAUCCCUCACUUGUUAGUCAGACAGCCGAAGUUGAUGGAAAUCGUUUUAUUAAUGUUACCCGUGGUAGCCUAGUCAAAGGCAAGAAAGCUUGGGAACGAGUCGCAAAAUCCAACGAUCCACCUAGGAAAACACCCUAUUGUCACUUUGUGCUUUAUAAGGAGGGUAAAGAUACAAUGCAAGCUCUCCAUAUUGUUGGCCGUAUGCUCAAGAUUAACUCGAAAGCAUUCAACUAUGCCGGUACUAAGGAUAAAAGAGCCAUAACUACUCAAAAUGUAUCAAUUAAAAAUAUUUCUGCGCGUCGCUUAUCUACGCUGAACCCUCGGUUAAACGGGAUCAAGCUUGGCAACUUCUCGUAUGUCGCUACUCCAAUCAAAUUGGGUGAGCUCUAUGGCAACCGCUUCUCGAUUGUCAUCCGAGAUAUCUGUUCUGAGGAUAGUGUUAUUCACAUGGCCAUCCAAGAUUGGCAGAAACAUGGAUUCAUCAACUACUUUGGCUUGCAGAGAUUCGGUCAUUGUUCCGAUGCUAGAACAUUUGAUAUUGGAAGGGAAAUUAUUCGGGGAAAUUGGGAAAAUGCUAUCAAUCUCAUCUUGACUCCAACGAACUCCGAGCUGCCAGUUGUUCGCCAAGUAAAGGAGCGCUAUCAAAAGACCCAAGAUGCCAAGGCUUGUGGAGACGAUAUGCCGCAGUGUUUAGAGAAAACAUUGCUACUUGGUAUUUUGCCUCGUAAUCUGCGUCAACUCUACGCUCACAGCUAUCAGAGUCUAGUCUGGAACAAGGUCGCAAGUCGCCGAAUUCGUGAAUUAGGUGUUGGUGAGGAUUUGAAGGCCUUGGUGGGGGAUCUCUACUUCCCAGAUGUCCCAAGCAUUUCUAAGGGUUUGCGCUCAGUAGAUUCCUCCUCCGAGCUGUGCAUUGACGAUUCCCUCAACCCAACAACUAUCGCCGUACCUGAUCCAGAGCCCACAAAUGAGCCAGUCGGUGAUGGAGUAGCGGAGGCGAUCGAGGAAGAAGAAGAAGAGGAAUCGGAGGUUCAGCACAAUCCUUCAUCUUUACUUACCCCUGCAACACCUUCCCGGGUUACUGAGGAAGGUGAAAGACCCUUGUUGCGUCAGGUGGUUCUUCCCCUCCCUGGUUAUGAGGUCAUCUUACCCGAUAAUGAGAGUGGGAAAUGGUAUUCGGAGAUUUUAGCCGAAGACUCGCUCAAAAUCGAGAACUUUAAGCACAAAGUCAAAGACUUUGCACUGCCUGGUUCUUAUCGCCACUUGAUUGUCAAACCAGAGGAUGUCCACUACGAGAUUCGUGAAUAUACAGAUCCACUUGAGCCUCUGAUAUGCAGUGACUAUGCCCUGAUGAGUGAAAAAUCUCCUGUUAAGGGUGGAACUAAUUCCUCUGAAGAAGGUUUUGCCGAGGAAAAACCCAAAGAAAAGGGUCGAGCUCUGAUUCUUGAAUUUACGUUGCCAAAGGCAGCAUACGCUACAAUGGCCAUCAGAGAAUUAAUGAAGAAUGUCACCGUGGUUCAUUGA
Molecule: messenger RNA, 1908 nt
Organism: Rodentolepis nana
Lineage: Eukaryota; Metazoa; Platyhelminthes; Cestoda; Cyclophyllidea; Hymenolepididae
Source: the annotation of a GenBank genome assembly